AUGAAAGCUAGGCAGCAGUCGUUCGCGGACGAAAUGAAGGAACUGGAUGAAGCUAUGUCGGAGACGAAGAACACCGAAAAGAAGAGAGCAACAAAGGACAUCGAUGCCGGCGAAGGUACUUCAGGAGUAAAGCCAAAACUGCGCCAUUCGAAGAUCGGAAAAUUGACGGAGCAGAAUUUGAAGAAGUUGAGAGCUGCUCAAUACGAAAAUUCGGAUGAAGACGAUGAAGAUGAGACAGCUGAUGAAAUGGAGGAUGAUCAAACCGAAUCCGGCGAAGAAUCCGAUGGUGUUUCGGAGAAAAGUGUAGCUACGAAGAACAGCAAGUCAACGAAAAAGUCCGGUAGAUUGAGCCAACACGGGCUGGGGCAGGCACGAUCCGGGCCGACCAGAAUUCAACUGGCAGCGAGAAGUGGCGUAAGUAAAAGACUACCCACAUUCUCUGGAAAGCCGGAAGAAUUGCCGUUGUUCUACGGAAUGUACCAAGCAUCGAAUGAAGCCUGCGGUUACUCGGACAUUGAAAACCUGGUGCGGCUGCAAGAAUGCCUGAAGGGUCCGGCUCUGGAGAUGGUGCGUGGACAACUUCUUCUGCCGAAAUCGGUUCCGAAGGUUAUUGGAAAACUUCGCCAGUUAUACGGCCGCCCGGAACAGCUACUGCAGAGCCAUUUGGAGAAGGUCCAUAAGCUGGAACCACCGAAAGUGGGUAAGCUGGCCAGUUUCAUUCCGUUCGGCACGGCAGUCGAGCAGCUGUGUGAACACUUGGAGGCGGCGGAACUCAAACAGCACCUGAUAAAUCCGCUUCUAAUUCAAGAUCUGGUUGAAAAGCUCCCAGAUAACGACAAGCGCGAGUGGGUGCGCUUCAAGCGCGGGAAAAAGAAAGUAACCCUAAGGACCUUCACCGAUUUCCUCUCCGAAAUAGUCUCGGAGGCCUGCGAAGCGAACGUCAGCAUGGACUACAAGUCAACCGGAAGGUUUAGCAGCGACAACCGUUCGGGGAAUGCCCAAAGCAAAGCGAAGGAGAAGGGUGCGGUGUUCAACCACAGCGAAGCUGAUAAUCGUCAAUCCGGCGUUGGAGAACGAAGGAAUCUAAAGCCGUGCAGGGCGUGUCAGCGUACAGACCAUCGGUUGCGGUACUGCCAAGAUUUCAAGAACCUGUCGUACGCGGACCGGAUGAAGGUUGUGGAUCGCUGGAAGCUGUGCCACGUGUGUCUGAACGAACACGGUUCGGCGCAGUGUAAGUUCAAGCUGCGAUGCAACGUUGGAGGAUGCAGACAAGCUCACAAUUAUCUUCUGCAUCCGAUCGAUGGUGCAAUUGUCUCCACUGCGGAGAAAUAUCCAUCACUGUGUUGGGCUUUCCUGGAUGAAGGUGCAUCGGUGACUCUGGUGGAAAGGAACUUGGCGGAUCGCUUGGGAGCAGUCGGAGUCCACGAGAAACUCACCAUAAAGUGGACGGCCGACAUUGCUAGAGUGGAGAAGGAGUCAAAGCGGAUGAAUUUGUGGGUCUCGGCUGUUGAUGCGGAUGAAAAACUUCUUCUGAAGACGGUCCGCACUGUCGAAAAGCUGAUGUUGCCUACACAAGCUUUGGACGCAAAGGGGCUUUUGCGGCAGUAUAAGCAUAUGCGAGGAUUGCCCAUCUCCUCGUAUGACGGACGGCCGGAAAUACUCAUCGGGUUGAACAACAUCCACUCGUUCGCCCCGAUUGAAGCAAAGCUCGGUGCAGUUAUUGAUCCGAUAGCCGUGCGGUGCAAGCUCGGAUGGACGGUCUAUGGACCGAAGCAAGCGAACGCUGUCGAAGCGAGCAGCGAAUAUCUUGGAAUCCACCAGGAAGUGACAAACGAAGACCUUCAUAAGCUGCUGAAGGCACACUACGCACUGGAAGAAUCGGUCGUUGGCGUACCGCGGGAGUCUGCUGAGGACGAGAGAGCUCGCGAGAUCCUCGAGAAGACCACGAGACGAAUCGGUGACCGCUUCGAGACCGGGCUACUGUGGAAGACGGACGAUCCAAGGUUCCCGGAUAGCUACCCGAUGGCGUUGCGAAGGCUGAAGCAGUUGGAGAAGAAGCUAGAGAAGAAUCCGGAACUUCACGUGAACGUUUGUAAGCAGAUCGAUGAGUAUCAGGAGAAGGGGUAUGCGCACCUUGCUACUCCGGAGGAGCUCGUUGGAACGGAACCCGAUAAGGUAUGGUACCUUCCACUAAACGUGGUACUGAACCCCAAAAAACCAGGUAAGGUGCGCCUCGUGUGGGAUGCUGCGGCAACGGUGCAAGGUAUCUCCCUGAAUUCACAGCUGUUAAAAGGGCCUGACAUGCUUGUGCCGCUAGUGACUGUGGUUGUUGGGUUUUGGGAAUACAGAAUUGCUGUAGGUGGCGAUCUGCGUGAAAUGUAUCACCAGAUGAAGAUCAUCGCUCGGGAUCGGCAAGUACAACGUUUCCUCUUCCGGAAAGAUUCCAAGGGACCUCCACGCGUGUUCGUCAUGGACGUUACCACGUUUGGAUCGACGAGCUCUCCCUGUUCGGCCCAAUAUGUGAAGAACCUCAACGCUCAAGAGUACACUGGGCAAUAUCCGGAGGCAGCAGCGGCGGUUAUCAACCGUCAUUACGUCGACGACUACUUUGAUAGCGUCGACACCGUAGACGAGGCGAUCGAGCGAACGGAGCAAGUCAGGUUCAUUCACCAGAAGGGAGGCUUCGAGAUUAGGAACUGGGUUUCGAAUUCGCCGGAAGUUCUCCAGAGCCUCGGUGAGCAGAAACCGGUUUCAGCCGUCCACAUCACCGAAGACAAAGUAACGUCACACGAACGCGUGCUAGGUAUGAUCUGGGAUCCGGAUCGUGAUGAAUUAUCUUUCUCCACCCAACAUCGCCAAGAGCAUCUUCCGUACCUAUGCGGAGACAAACGGCCAACGAAACGUGCGGUGUUAAGCUUCGUCAUGGGCUUCUUCGAUCCGCUUGGUUUACUUUCUCCGUUCACGAUCCACGGAAAGAUCAUCGUGCAGCACUUAUGGCGUAGUGGCUGCGAUUGGGACGACGCGAUUAGCGACGAUUGCUGGGAAAUGUGGAAGCGCUGGAUUGCUGUACUGCCGGAAGUCGAGAACAUUAGGAUUCCACGUUGCUAUCUUGGAGAUUCCUUGUCGUCUGCGGUUGAGUCAAUUGAAAUUCACAUCUUCACGGAUGCCAGCGAACACGCAUACGGCUGUGUUGCGUUUCUGCGAGUAGUCAUCGACGGAGCUGUGCGGUGUAUUCUAGCUAUGUCUCGAUCGAAAGUGGCACCGUUGAAGCGCCAGUCAAUCCCGCGACUGGAGUUGAUGGUGGCUGUACUUGGAGCGCGGAUGAGUCAAACGAUUAUCGCUACGCAUUCACUGAAAAUCGAUCGAUGCAUACUGUGGACAGAUUCACGAACGGUUUGGAGUUGGAUCCAGUCUGACCAACAUAAAUACAAACAGUUUGUUGCGUUCAGGAUCGGAGAAAUACUGGAGUUGACACGAGCGACGGAUUGGCGAUGGGUUCCAACGAAGCAGAAUAUGGCGGACGUCCUGACGAAAUGGCAUCGAGGUAACGAUCUGGAAAGCGAUGGGGUAUGGUUCACGGGUGCACCGUUCCUGCACCAGCCCAAAGACCAGUGGCCGACUAUGGAGGUGACGAUCGAAGAGACGUACGAGGAAGCCAGGGGCCACGUGACAUUCCAUGGCGUGGUUGAAGUAGACCGAUGCUCGAGAUGGACAACGCUGCAAAGGGUGAUGGCGUGUGCGGUCAGGUUCAUCGACAAUUGCAAACGCAAGGUAGCAGGGCUGCCGAUAGUCACCUUGAAGGCAACAGAUAACCAGCAACAUCAAAUCCUGGUACCGAUGCAAUCGAUGCAACGUCCGCUCGAGAGAGAUGAGUUUCGAACUGCGCAGAUCAUCCUGUGGAAGCAAGCACAGUUCGAAGGAUUCCCAGAUGAGAUGAGCAUCCUCACCAAGAAUCUGGAACAACAACCAGAUGUAGUAAUGGAAACGGUGAAGAAGAGCAGUUGCCUGUACAAAUUGACUCCGAUUCUGGACAAAGAAGGUGUGCUGCGGUUGGGUGGUAGAAUGGAUAUGUCCGUCGACAUGCCUUUCGACAAAAGGUGUCCAAUAAUUCUGCCAAGAAAGCACGCGACGACGGAGAAGCUGAUCCAGUUCUACCACGAGAAGUAUGGACACGCCAAUCGAGAGACGGUGAUGAACGAGUUUCGCCAAAGGUUCUGGAUUCCGAACACCCGAGCUGCAAUCCGUCAAGUGAUGAGCAAUUGCGUGUGGUGUAAAGUCCAUCGCUGUCAGCCGCAUGUUCCUAUGAUGGCACCGCUUCCGAUACAGCGAGUCACACCCUAUCUGCGACCGUUCAACUCGGUGGGUAUCGACUAUCUAGGUCCGAUAGAAGUGACUUUGGGACGAAGAAAGGAGAAACGAUGGGUCGCGGUGUUCACUUGUUUGGCUGUACGAGCGGUACACCUAGAAGUGGUUCAGCUGUAA
Ochlerotatus camptorhynchus is the source of this 4482-nucleotide messenger RNA. RefSeq lists its product as uncharacterized. The transcript is spliced from 3 exons. The coding region runs from base 1 to 4482 and encodes 1493 amino acids. NCBI's taxonomy places the organism in Eukaryota, Metazoa, Arthropoda, Insecta, Diptera, Culicidae. Gene Ontology annotation, molecular function: nucleic acid binding. The record is from RefSeq and is a predicted model, not a curated record.